This is a messenger RNA of Grosmannia clavigera kw1407, 990 nucleotides long. RefSeq lists its product as uncharacterized. Lineage: Eukaryota; Fungi; Ascomycota; Sordariomycetes; Ophiostomatales; Ophiostomataceae. The record is from RefSeq and is a predicted model, not a curated record. The transcript is spliced from 7 exons. Bases 1 to 990 code for a protein of 329 amino acids. Gene Ontology annotation, molecular function: methyltransferase activity.
AUGACCGAGAUGGAGGAGAAUGUUAAUUCAGCUGCUGAGACAUCGGCCGCAUUUUCGGCAGCAGCCCUAGCGGCAGUAGAGCCGGCUGCCUCUUCGCCUGCUCCUCCGGCCGCAUCUCCGGCUGCUAUUUCGCUUACUCCAGAUCCGCCGACCCAACUCCAACUCCCACACACCUGGACGGGUCUAGAAACUCUAGAGGACGAUGGUGACUCCGCGCUAGGUGAAGAUAUCGCCAGCUCCACGGCAUCCAUCACGUCAAGCAUCCUGAAGUUUCGCGUACUCAAUGGGCGUACGUACCACCACGAGCUUGGCGAGAAUCAUUACUGGGCCCCCAACGAUGACCGCCAGAAUAACACGCUCGAUAUUGGGCAUCACACCUACACGCUGCUUAUGGGUGGCAAACUCUUUCUCGCGCCCUUACCAGAGCAUAUUGAUAAAGCCGUUGAUAUUGGUACAGGAUCGGGAAUUUGGGCUAUCGAAAUCGAAGACUUUAAUGAGCCAUGGACGUUCGGCGACAACUCGGUCGACUACGUACACCUUAGAUGGCUGGUUGGCUGUGUACAGGACUGGACGCAACUGUUCAAGAAUGCAUACAGGAUUCUUAAGCCUGGUGGCUAUAUUGAAUCCCUUGAGGUGGACGGCAGCCUCGACUCAGACGACGGCACCGUGACAAAGAAGACGGCGUUGUCCCAGUGGGGACAAAUCUUUCAAGAAGGGGCACGAAAGCUUGGCUCGCUCGCUUCAUUCAACCCUGUCCCGUUUUCUGAAUGGUCGGAAGACCCGGUCCUGCACGAAGUCGGUCAGUUCACUCGUGCCGCCAUUUUCAAUGACAUUGAGGGACUCGUCAGCGUGAUGGCUACCCAGCUCGGCUGGACUCCAGAGGAGAUUACCGUCUAUGCUGCCCAUCUGCGCCGGGAAAUGCGGGGCCUUAAUGUGCAUGCGUAUAUGCACGGCUGUGUAGCUUAUGCGCAGAAACCACUGGAUGCGUAG